AUGAGCGAAGAUAAAAGCAACGAAACGUUUGGUGAUUCUGCGAUAGGAAACGAUACUGUUGAUGAUACUAUAAUUUUUGUAUCAAGCACUACACAGCGUACAGAAGCAAAUUCACUUAUCUGGGAUGAGAAGGAUGCGGAGGCACAAGCCUUUAUAAUGCGAGGUAUCGAGUUGGAGCAGCUGAAAUACUUAACGGAGUGUACAACUGCAGCACAAAUGUGGUCAAAGCUGAAAAUCGUACAUUCCGAGAAAUCUGAGCAGUCGGCGCAAGUGCUGUUAGAAAAAUUUAUAAACUGCAAAAUGGAUUUGGAUGAGAGCAUUGUUAAUUAUGUAGCGAGAGUUGUGUCUUUAGCACAAAGACUUAAAGACAUGGAUAUGGAACAAAAACAGCCUAUGGUUAUUGCAAAAAUGUUAAGCAGUUUGCCGUCUAAAUAUGACCAUGUAAGAACUGCUUGGUAUGCAGUACCCCGGGCAGAACAGAAUAUCGAACGACUAACCGAUCAUUUAGUAAAUGAAGAGUCACUAAUGAAUUUACGCUCAGCUCACCACGUUGAAGAUGACACGGUAAAGACUGCAUAUUCAGUGAAUAAGUUCAACAAAAAGCCAAAGAUGCGCACUAAACGUAGUGGAAGCUGCAACUAUUGCCAUAAAGAAGGGCACUGGGCACGAGAAUGUUUUAAAAAGCAACGUGAACCAGAUGCUGCUCAAAUCAAACAAGAAUACUCGGAUCCAGAGGAGGCAGAGGUCUUGGACAUUUAUGUGCCAAUUGACGAGGAAGAGGAGGUGUUUGAGGAAUUCGAUACAAUUGAUCGUUCAGCUUCGGCUAUGUCGGAUGGAGUAGAGUACCUAGAAGAAAUUAAUGAAUUCCAAUAUGAUGAUGAUGAUGAGGAUUAUGUACAAAUUAAAGAAGAAACACCGAAGCGCGGUAGAGGACGACCACCUAAGAAUUUAAGUAGACCGGAAGCAUCGACAUCAAAACAAGCGGCAGCUCGGCAACCAGUAAUCAAGAAAGAAAAAUGUUCACCAGCCAAACGUGGCCCAAAACCAAAAAAAAUUAAACCCACAACCUACAUCUGCGAUAUAUGUGGAAAUAUCUAUCCAUCGCAGGGGCGUUUGACCGAGCACAUAAAAUUGCAUAAGGGUAUAAAACCACAUGAGUGCGAAAUUUGUGGACAUUGCUUCGCACAGACACAGCAAUUGACGCGUCACAUGAAUACACACACCGGAAAUCGGCCAUAUAAAUGCAGCUAUUGUCCAGCAGCUUUUGCCGAUCUUUCCACUCGCAAUAAACAUCAUCGCAUUCACACAAAUGAGCGGCCGUACGUGUGCGAUGUUUGCGGCAAGUCCUUUACGUAUACAAACACCUUAAAAUUCCAUAAGAUGAUUCACACAGGCGAGAAGCCACAUGUUUGUGAUAUUUGCGGCAAAGGAUUCCAGCAGGCUUACAAGUUGCGUAAUCACAAAAUGACCCACGAACGUAAAGGUGUUGGAAUCAAAAUGGAACCGAUCGAAGUGGAAGCGUUGGAAAGUUAUCAGGAAGUAAAUCCAACAGCAACACAGGUUAUAGAAAUUUAAUUGUUUCCCUAAGGUGGAGAAUGUGACUUAUUGCCAAACAUUUUCACCGCAUUUCCCAUUUGUGCAGUAAGUCACUUGAACGGGAAAAAAGGGAAAUGUUAAUCAAUUGCACCUAAAUAAAUUUUAAUUAAUUUAAUUUAUUAUACUUGCUUGUUAUAAAAUGACAUUCACUGAAAGAAAUUACGUUUUAGACCUCCAAUAAGGUAAUGUACAUUUCGAGCUGAAAUUACUUGAUUAAAGCUCAGAGUUUUCAAAUUAUAAAAUAAAUACAAA
Rhagoletis zephyria (snowberry fruit fly) is the source of this 1848-nucleotide messenger RNA. RefSeq names its product myoneurin-like. NCBI's taxonomy places the organism in Eukaryota, Metazoa, Arthropoda, Insecta, Diptera, Tephritidae. The record is from RefSeq and is a predicted model, not a curated record. Gene Ontology annotation, molecular function: nucleic acid binding; zinc ion binding. Gene Ontology annotation, biological process: regulation of gene expression. Gene Ontology annotation, cellular component: nucleus.